GUCUACUUUCAUUGGCCAACGCAACCUCGCGAACCAGGUUUAACAGCUUCAACGCUAUAGUUUCCGAGCUCCAACCGGCGUGGCGUUCGCAAACACUUCCGCCGGCCCCGUCACCAGCAAGGCAGCGGCCGCCGCAGCCGCGUCCCUGCCCGCCGACGCCGCCUCCGCGCCGCGCGGCGACACCCGCCUCGUCGACCAGUCCCAGCCGUCGCCGCUGUCGAAGCACCACCAGGGCCUCUCGCCCGGCAAGCAAGUCCUGCAGUCGCACUCGCAGCAGUCGCCCUCGCAGCAGCAGCAGCAGCAGCCGGGCGCCUUGAAGUCCCAGGGCUCGCCGCACUCGCACGCGGUGUCCCCACCGGCGCAGCCCAGCGCCACCAAGGCCAAGGCCAAGAGCACGAGCAGCGCGAUGGCCACCACCGUGUCGCCCGCAGACGCCAACCUCGGCCUGCACAUUGCCAACCGGCUUGUUGAGAUCGGCUGCACCAGCUGCUUCGCGGUGCCCGGCGACUUCAACCUGCUGCUGCUGGACCAGCUGCUCAAGCAGCCCGAGCUGUCCCUGGUGUGGUGCUGCAACGAGCUGAAUGCGGGCUACGCGGCGGACGGCUACGCCCGCAAGCGCGGCGUGGGCUGCCUGUGCGUGACCUUCUGUGUGGGAGGCUUCUCCGCCCUGAACGCUGUGGGCGGUGCCUACAGUGAGGACCUGCCGCUCAUCGUCAUCAGCGGGGGGCCCAACUCGCAGGACCACGCCUCCAACCGCAUCCUGCACCACACCACGGGCGCCAACGAGUACGGCCAGCAGCUGCGCGCCUUCAGGGAGGUGACCUGCUGCCAGGUGGUCAUCCAGCACAUCGAGGACGCGCACAUGCUGCUGGAUACGGCCAUCAGUGAGGCGAUGCUGAAGCGCAAGCCCGUGUACAUCGAGGUGGCAUGCAACCUGGCGGACCUGACCCACCCCAGCUUCGCCCGCCCCCCGGUGCCGUACGCGCUGGCCUCCUCCCACACCAACGCCGCCAGCCUGGAGGCCGCGGUGGAGGCGGCGGUGGAGUGGCUGGGCGGUGGCGUGAAGCCGCUGCUGCUGGCGGGCGUGCGCACGCGCCCGCCCGCCGCGCGCAAGGCGAUGCUGGCCCUGGCGGAGGCCAGCCGCUACCCCGUGGCCGUGAUGCCGGACGCCAAGGGCAUGUUCCCCGAGGACCACGAGCAGUACAUCGGCAUGUACUGGGGCCCGGUGUCCACGCCGUGUGUGUGCGAGGUGGUGGAGAGCAGCGACAUCGUGCUGUGCGUGGGAGGAGUGUGGACGGACUACUCCACUGCCGGCUACUCGCUGCUGCUCAAGCCCGAGAAGAUGCUGCGCGUGGACAACAACCGCGUCACAUUGGGCAACGGACCGACGUUUGGCUGCAUCGUGAUGACCGACUUCCUGGAGGCCCUGGCCAAGCGGGUGGCGCCCAACGACACCGGCCACGUCAUCUACAAGCGCAUGGCUCUGCCGCCCUCGGAGCCGCCGCCGCAGGCCGAGGGCGAACUGCUGCGCACCAACGUGCUGUUCAAACACAUCCAGCACAUGCUGACUCCCUCCACCAGCCUCAUCAGCGAGGUGGGCGACUCCUGGUUCAACACACUCAAGCUCAAGCUGCCCGCCGGCUGCGAGUACGAGCUGCAGAUGCGCUACGGCUCCAUUGGCUGGAGUGUGGGCGCGGUGCUGGGCUACGGCGUGGCGGAGCGGCAGACGGCGCCCGACCGCCGCGUGGUGGCGUGCAUCGGCGACGGCUCCUUCCAGAUGACCGCACAGGAGGUGAGCACCAUGCUGCGCUACGGCCUGGACCCCAUCAUCUUCCUCAUCAACAACGGCGGCUACACCAUCGAGGUGGAGAUCCACGACGGCCCCUACAACGUGAUCAAGAACUGGGACUACCCCGGUAUGGUGCGCGCGCUGCACAACGGCCAGGGCAAGCUGUGGACCGCCGAGGCCCGCACCGAGCCCGAGCUGCAGGCCGCCGUGGCCGAGGCUGUGCAGCGGCGCGGCGAGCUGUGCUUCAUCAUGGUGGUGACUCACCGUGACGACUGCAGCAAGGAGCUGCUGGAGUGGGGCAGCCGCGUGGCGGCGGCCAACAGCCGCAAGCCGCCCACCACCGGCUACGGCGGCCACUGAGGCUGAGGCUGAGGAGGAGGAGGCGGAGGAGGAGGAGGAGGAAGCUGAUCGUUGUUGAGGAGGAAGAGCAGGAGGAGCUGUGAGGAGGAGCUGUGAGGAGGUGUGGACAGGCGACGAUGAGUGGUGUUACUUGCAAGGGAGGUAGCGAACGCACGGGGUAGUAUAUUCUUGGGGAUACGCCGGGGCACACAUGUGUCCGAGUACCGGUUGGGCUACCGUAAUAGUUGGGACAUUUGCUGUUUGGGGGCGGGGUGCAUACAUGCACACUGCGGGGCCGUCCAUUGCUUGCAGCUCCUUUAAUUCUAGUAAGCCUUUGCGUGGCGCGCGUCAUUGUUUGUUCGGUUGUCAGGAGCCUGAGGGAGAGGGAGAAGUUGGCGGUAGCCGCGCUAUUGCAAAGCAAGUACGUGUGCCCCUGACUACUGAGCAAGCUGCGUGCGCGCUUAUUUGUCGCAAUGCGAGUUCGGUUAGUGCGUCGGGCAUGUGCACCAUUCCUUUAUCACAGCACUGAGUUGAAGCUGGGCCGCAUACGCAGUCGUCAAAGCGCGGCGGGUUGGGUUGUUGUUGGUGUCAGGGGUGCGGGCUUCUGCAUGCUGACGCACGAUCUCGCUAUCAAUUGUGUCUGAUGUAACCACUGAGAGAG
Messenger RNA from Chlamydomonas reinhardtii, 2789 nucleotides. RefSeq lists its product as uncharacterized. NCBI's taxonomy places the organism in Eukaryota, Viridiplantae, Chlorophyta, Chlorophyceae, Chlamydomonadales, Chlamydomonadaceae. Bases 407 to 2149 code for a protein of 580 amino acids. The transcript is spliced from 18 exons. The record is from RefSeq and is a predicted model, not a curated record. Gene Ontology annotation, molecular function: magnesium ion binding; thiamine pyrophosphate binding; carboxy-lyase activity.